GGAAAUCAAUUCACAUCCAACAAAUAUAAGCAUAAAUUGAAAAGAGAGACGGUGUGGAGAAGAUGAUGGGAGGCUGGUCUAGGUGGUUGGUGGCGGCGGUGUUUCUGGCCAUGGUGGUGGGUCGUGGGACAGCGGAGAUUCAGUGCACCGAUGCGGUGACUCAACUUCUUCCGUGCGAGGCAUUCUUGCUGGGCGGGGGCACGACGCCGAGUGCCGGGUGCUGCGCUGCCGUGCAGUCCCUGGACAAGAUCGCAACGGCGUCGCAGGGCGAUCGUAAGGCCAUAUGCCAGUGUUUCAAGGACACUGCCAGGUCUUUCCCAGUUAACCAAGGCAAUGCCCAGCAACUCCCUCAGCUUUGUCAUGUUAACGUUAACGUCGAUAUAGGUCCCAAUGUCGAUUGCGACAGCGUCUAAAGAUAAAUAAGAGGUUCCAGGAAGUUACGGGCGUGGAGUAACUACAACUACUGCUACUGCUGCUAAUCCUACUUUUCGUCAGCAGAAAUGGAAAAAAAACCUUGGUGCAUAUGUUCGACGCCAAGGGUUGUUUUUGUCCUAAUGGCCUCGAGCCCUAGCUUCUUGUAUUAAUGAAACAGUAUUUACGAACAAUUAAUGUUUGUUCUGCUCUUCA
Molecule: messenger RNA, 627 nt
Organism: Sesamum indicum (sesame)
Lineage: Eukaryota; Viridiplantae; Streptophyta; Magnoliopsida; Lamiales; Pedaliaceae
Product: non-specific lipid-transfer protein A
Biological process (GO): lipid transport
Molecular function (GO): lipid binding
Source: RefSeq, a predicted model, not a curated record